This is a messenger RNA of Blastomyces dermatitidis ER-3, 1513 nucleotides long. RefSeq names its product DNA-directed RNA polymerase I subunit RPA12. The coding region runs from base 134 to 502 and encodes 122 amino acids. The transcript has 3 exons. NCBI's taxonomy places the organism in Eukaryota, Fungi, Ascomycota, Eurotiomycetes, Onygenales, Ajellomycetaceae. The record is from RefSeq and is a predicted model, not a curated record. Gene Ontology annotation, cellular component: RNA polymerase I complex. Gene Ontology annotation, biological process: termination of RNA polymerase I transcription; DNA-templated transcription. Gene Ontology annotation, molecular function: nucleic acid binding; DNA-directed RNA polymerase activity; zinc ion binding.
AAAUAUUGAGUGAAAUAUUCGAAAGUUUCUGGCUUGGCUAUGAAUAAAAAAUAUUUAGCAUUGAAGUGGUGGACCAUAAAUCGUCAACAAUAAUAUUAACUCCAAUACAGUAAUCCUGAUACAUCCACACACAAUGGCCUCGAUAGGGUCCCUAAUCUUCUGCACAGACUGUGGGAAUCUGCUGCGCGAGUCCACGGGCGAUAAGAAUGCAAUUCUGAUCUGUGAGCUUUGUGGAACCAAAAACAGAGACACUGCAUCCAAAACCAUCACGUCGGAAUCGAAACCCGAUGCUUUCCCUUCCGCACUCCGAACGAAAAGGUCCGCAGUGCAAACUCUGACGGCCGCGGACAAACGGGGAGAUGCGAUUGCCCAGGAGAGCUGCCCGGAAUGUGAUAGACCCGAGAUGAGAUACCAUACAUUGCAAUUACGUAGUGCAGACGAAGGAAGCACCGUUUUCUACUCCUGUGAAGGAUGUGGACACAAAUUCCACACAAACAACUGAACCACGGACGCCAGUAGUUCAUUCAUGAACAAACCCAAAAACAAUAUAACAAGCAAAAUAAUUUCAGGGUUGGCCACAUAAACCUUGUCUACUCGAUCUCCUCCACAACCCGAGAACCCAAUCGAGUGUUACGCCGUAGCGACAGCUUCAGGAAUUAGCGCAUAUUCCUUUUCUCCGUUCUUCUCGAAUUCUGCCAUAUCAAGUGCAACGAUAACACUAUCUCUCACCACUUGUUCAGGGUCAUCCAAGAACUUCUUUAGGGUCUCCUCCACUCCUUCCUCAUCUCCAAGACUUCCCAGUGCCUCGGCAGCCUCAUGACGCACCAUACUAGCUUCCUUCAUGUCGUGGAGCGUGGCGGUGAGACUAGGGAUGCUAGCAGGAUGAGCCAAUUGGCCAAAGACGAAUGCUAUCUCAUGCCGGAAUAGUGCCGAAGAGUCUUUAAAACCUUCUGCUAGAGCAUGUACAGCGGGGACAGCGGUCGGAAGGUCAGGCGGUGAGGCCAGAUCUCGAAGGGCGAACAUUGCUCGGUAUCUUUGGAAGAGAGGGAGUUUUGGAUCGAGAAGGGUUUUUUCUAAAUCGGGAAUGGAAGGUUCAUCGGCGGGCAUUGGUAGUGGAGGGGCAGGGUCAAUUGAGGCGAAAUCACUUUAUUUGACAGCACAAAAUACGUUAGCCGAAGGAAUAUAUUAUUAGCCAAAAAAUGCGACUUUGAAUAUACUGUUACCUUUGUUUUAGAUUCUCAGUCUUGCGUCGAUCAGACGUUUCCCAUUCAAUCCUCUCCACGGCAAUGUCACAGGUUUCCCUUACGACAUCAGGCUCGUUUUCAUCAUCUCUGAAACUCCGUAGGAUAUCCAGACUGUCUGAAUCGCACAGCGCUGCCAGGGCUUCCGCUGCUUCAUGCCGACACAUGGGAUCCUCUGCUCGAUUCUCCAACACCUCCCGGAGAUACGGAACUGCAGCUAAGUUUUUAGUUUGUCCCAGACAGUAAGCAAGCUCAUGCUUUAAAAGGGCUGA